GGACAAGAGCCAGUAAGAAGUUGGAAAGAAUCUACUGGAGAACAUGACUGCCAAAUUGAUUGCUGGACUUCUGGCAGCUUUCCUGCUUUCUGCAGUUCUAUGUGAAGAUGCCGUAGUUUUAAGAAUUAAUGGAGAACUUCGAUGCCAGUGCAUAGAGACGCAUUCCAAACCUUUCCAUCCCAAGUACAUCAAAGAGCUGCGGGUGAUCGAGAGUGGACCUCACUGCCCACAUUCAGAAAUCAUUGUAAUUCUCACCUCAAAUAAAGAAGUCUGCCUGAAUCCUAAGGAAAAGUGGGUGCAGAAGGUUGCGCAGAUAUUUUUGAAGAGGUGA
This is a messenger RNA of Sorex fumeus (smoky shrew), 331 nucleotides long. It is a transcript of the gene CXCL8, whose product is annotated as C-X-C motif chemokine ligand 8. Gene Ontology annotation, biological process: cellular response to lipopolysaccharide; inflammatory response; chemokine-mediated signaling pathway. Gene Ontology annotation, cellular component: extracellular region. Bases 44 to 331 code for a protein of 95 amino acids. The record is from RefSeq and is a predicted model, not a curated record. Gene Ontology annotation, molecular function: chemokine activity; CXCR chemokine receptor binding. The transcript is spliced from 3 exons. NCBI's taxonomy places the organism in Eukaryota, Metazoa, Chordata, Mammalia, Eulipotyphla, Soricidae.